Messenger RNA from Schistosoma spindalis, 8340 nucleotides. The record is from the annotation of a GenBank genome assembly. Lineage: Eukaryota; Metazoa; Platyhelminthes; Trematoda; Strigeidida; Schistosomatidae.
AUGGCUUUUAAAAAGGGUACAUCUCUGAGUGCAGUAGUUAGUCUAACAGAUAUAAUUCCUGAACUCCCGUUACCUGCUCCACUACAUGCUGGAUCCAGUGUGGAGACUUUGUUGCAUGAUUCUAGAAUAUCAAUAGAUGCCUUUCAGUGUCUUCGUUUUGGUCAUGACCGACUCGUGGGCUGCCUCAGUGAAGCCCUUGGGAGUGUAUGUACCAAUAACAUCGAUUUCAAGGAGGGGUUUGCUAGUGACAUAAUUGAUCCCCAUUUACUACCUGAACCCCUUGUCAGCUCUUUGAAAAAGCUACCAAAUUUUGAACAAAAACGAGGAUUUUAUGGUCUUUCUUAUGAAUCUUUCAAUCCAGUUAAUAGUGUUUCUAGUGCGUAUAAAGUACAACCUGGUUCAUGGUGUUCAUCUCUGGAUCAACCACUAUCUACUGAACUUCAUCAUUAUCCUAAUUCAUUUGAAGAACCAAUCGAAUCUCCCAGUAAAAAGAAGAAAAAGCGGAAAAAGAAAAAACACAAGUACUGUGAUGAUGGUGAUACGAGUGGGACAGGAGGCGAAUCAAAUGCCACUACUCCAGCAGCCUGUGGUGGUACAACUCCAAAUAAACUUGAGGAUAAUUCAUUGUCUCCCACUUCAACAUAUGGUAUUGUAAAAGUCAAUGCAGAUACUAAAAAACUAUCAUUAAAAAUUUUCAAACGGCCUGCAAACGAUGGCUCUCAGCCUGUUUUUAUGGUUGAACAACUAGGUGGAGUUGAGCCGGUUAAAAAAGAGAAGAAAAAGAAGCGGAAUAGAGAAAAGGAUCGUGAGCAUCGAUCUCAUCACGAAGUUCGACCAAAGUUGGAUUCUCACUCUUCCCCAGCAGAAAUUCACGUCCAACAUAAUGAGUUAUCUGUUGAUCUACCAGUACAAACACAUAAUACUCCUACUUCAAAUAGCCCCUUGAGUACGAUAACGCCUAAUGAAAACUGUAAAGGUUCCGAACUUAUCCCUUCGACUUUUACUGAGAGUUGUCAGUUGUCCAUGAAAGAUCCUUCCCAACUUGACCUAUCGCUCAUAGCAAGCGAAGGUUUAUUUGAAAACUUGAAUUCAAUGAAUAAUUUGUAUCAACAACCCCAGUCUGUAUCUACAUCCAGUCUUCCCAGUACUCCAACUUCUAUGUCUGGUAAUGGAAUGGUAAUGACCUCAAGUAACUGUGCUCCUACAUGUACGUAUAGCUUUGAUACUAACCAGACAAAUGUAUUCACAACUAAAUCAAAUAUGUUCUAUGAGUUGUUGCGUAGUAAUGAUCCUACUAUGACCCUGAAACAUGUUGCAGACGGUUUACCUAGUGAUUUUGUAACAUCUAAUUCAUCUGUUUGUACAGCCAUCCCUAAUACCUUGGGUUCUGUAUGCAACAUGAUGGACUUUGCUUCUAGCUUCCUUCAAAACGAAAUGCUUUCAUCCAAUUCCUCUUGUAUUAAUUUUCCACUUGGAACUGCUUCUUUAGCUACUUGUGAUAGCUCCACUAUCCAAAGGACUGGCUUUCCUGUACAGCCAUCCAGUACCACUACUUCCUUUUUGGUUGCUUCGCAUUUGAUCGAUUCUAGUCAUUCAUCUGUUGUUACUGCUGCAGACUCCACGUUUGAUGUUUUGGGCGGUAUACUCAAUUCUUCUGGUUAUGCAUCUGUUACAGACGUUAGUCCUGCUGCAUUUGCUGCCAACUUCGACAUGUCUGGCUUGCCUCCAGAUUCCAGUACUCACCAUGUCCCCAUGGGGCUCGCUAGUUAUUUAUCUGCUCCUAAUCAAGUUACUAACACUCAAGUUCUCAAUGACUAUCGUACCCAGAAUCAACCUGCUCGUGCUGAUUCGAAUUUGUUAUCAACAAUUACAAGUACUCCUCAACCGUGGUGGAAACGAAAAAGCAGUUCCGUGUUAAGAAGACGUAAACGCCGGAAAAACGAACUUGAAGAUUUACAGUCUUGGACAGUUAAUUAUCCGGUUAGUGGACCCGGCUUAUCAAAAUCUGCCUCUGAACGCAACAAAGGUCCUGAUGAACGGACCUGGGAUGAUGCAAUCGGUUCUUAUAGCCAAGUUCUUGGUGAACGUGUUAAAAGACGAAAACGAAUGGUUAGACAGGGAGGGAAUUUGGAUUCAGAUUUUGUUUUUGAGCAUGAUAAAGACUAUCCAAAUGAGGGAGAUAGUGAUCGUGGUAGCAAUGAACCUAACGGUACAAUUGACCUUACAAACGAUUCUACUGGAACCAGCGAAACUGCCUACAAUAUACGCGAAAUGCGUUCAGGGGUUGCAAAUCGUUCGUAUGCUGGUAUGGACGAGGAAGACGAGGAAGCGUCGGCAAGUCAAACAGGAUGCUCAAAUGGCUCUUCAAGUGCUAGAAGACGAAAGAGGCUGGAUGAUGAUGAACCUUUUGAAGUUCGGCUGAAGGAACCCGUUGAAGCACGUUUCCCGCAUAUACGUAAAGCAGGAGAAUCCACGCGUAAACGACGUGAGCGCGUAAAUUUCGGAAUUACGGCAUCAAAUAAUUUACCCAUCCAACGAAAUAAUUCUAGGGAGCAAGGUGUUGGGGGUGAGACAGGAAGUGUUAAACGAUUUCUCAACAAGUUGUCAACUGUUUUAGAAUCUAUUGAGGAAACAGACUUUUUGAGAAGCCUUGGUGGCGUACCGAACAGUGAUGAUCAACUACGAAAAUCUAAUUGUGAAGAUGUGAUUUCAUAUCUUGAUAAAGAGAGCUUAUCGACUGAGACUAUAAUAUCGGCUGAAGACUUGGCAGAAUUUUGUCGCGAUGCUGCUAAAUUAAACUCAAUAGGUGUUGCUAAUCAAAUUCCUACUGGGCAGUUACUUAACUUCCUUACAUUGUUGUUGCUCAACAUACGAGAUGGCGCGAAUGUGAUUGCCGUAUUGAGACCUGAAGAAGAAGCUGACUCACAUGAAAACAAACUAUGGAAAGAGGUGGCAAUGGAGCGAGUAAUGCGGAGUAUGAAUUCCGGUCUAACUGCGUUAUUAUUAAUGACUUCGAAGGAUAUGCCCAGGGAAGUUUAUGUUGAAGAUGUUAUAGAGCGUACAGUGUAUAGUGUCAGAUUUCAAUUAUUCAAUUGCAUUUUCCCAGAAUUCGAUCCUGCUUAUCGUGUUGAAAAUACAGCUAAAGAAAAUCAAAGCAGUAUAAAAUCUAGACGUGCUCGUGAACGCGAUGCUCAAAAACCAAAGUCCAUAAUUCAUCUGUACCACAAGCUAGUGGAAAUUGUUUCUAAUUUAUCUAAGUUGGUAAAAAUCCAAAGGCUGACAGACAGCUUGGUCCUUACCUUAUCUAGUGUUGGUGUCUCUGUAUUCUUUGUUGAAAAUGUUAGUGAGUUGCAACUUGCUGCUUUGGAACUCGUCACUGCUAUAUUCGCCCAAUAUGAAACUCAUAGGAAGCUAAUAAUGGAGGAAAUACUUGCUAGCUUAUCCCGUCUUCCAUCAAGCAAGAAGAAUUUACGUUCUUAUCGAUUAAAUAGUGAAGAUAGCAUUCAAAUGCUUACAGCAUUAGCACUUUUGUUGGUUCAGUCGGUUAUAAGUCUUCCUGACCCAUCACCUCUCAACUCAGAACAAAAUACUGUUUUCUAUCAGAGCUCAAAUGUCUCUGUAUCCACUGAUGGAGGACUAGUUCAAAAAGCAGAUGAUGAAGUGACAAUUAUUAAUUCUUAUCAUAAUGCUCUUCGUACAGCCCAUACUUUUCUGUUGGUUUUCCUACGCAAAUCAACAAUGAAGGGUGAAGAUGAUUACCGAAUAAUUUUUGAAAACUUCGUAAAUGACCUUCUUUUAGCUGUUAAUAAACCGGAGUGGCCAGCAUCAGAGGUUAUGCUUAGUCUUCUUGGUAGUUUGUUAGUACAACAGUUCAAUAACAAAGCACUUGAUCAAAGUGUUCGUGUUGCUAGUGUUGAUUACUUGGGAACAGUUGCAUCCACAUUACGUCGUGAUGCAGUAACUAGCCAAUUGAAGGAACAUGAUAUUGAUGCAGUCAUCCGUGAGCUCUUGGAAGGUAAUCAGUCAGAUGAAGAUGAAGAAGAUUCUGAAGAAGAGUUAGAUACAAAAACUGAGGACAAAGAAAUAAAUGGCGAUCGUGAAUCUAGCUCAGAAGUAGAUAGAAAUAAAUCAGAGUCUGAUAUUCAUUCAGUUGGUUCUGCUUCCACUACUGAAACACCAAUACGCCAUAAUGAGAAUGGUUAUAGUUCGACAAACACUAAGUCUGUAGCCAAAGUUCUUGACACCAAAAUUUCUAAAGACAAAGUCAUUAAAAAUAAAAAGUCAGGAAAUAAAGACAAAUAUACAGAUCCUAUCUGUCAGUUGGAUCGAGUCCAGGCACUACGGGACGCUAUUUUAGACUAUCUUGCAGCAGAAGAGGCGAGUCCUACGGCAGUUUAUGCUCGUAAAUUUUACCUGGCUCAGUGGCUUAAUGAUUGUACAAAGGAAACAGAACGUGCUCAACGAAGUGCAGUACAGAAGAAAAACCAGAAUGCUGUUUUAAAUGGCAGUGGUGACACUGUAUGUGCUUCCAAAGGUUUUUCUGAGGCAGAUCAGGCGCUAAUCCUUGCGGUAGCAGAAAGAAGGAGACAACACAUUUUGUCAAAAGUACGUGAAGCUCCACAAUCUUGGCGACAACGUAGAUGUUUAUGGAGCAAUUCAUUGCCUCCUAAUGAGAAAACAAAACAGUCUGCAAACAUCUGUAUUUCUGAUUCAAGUCAGGAAACGACGCUCAUUUUCCAGGGUACUUUGGACUAUGAAGAUUGCUGCUUAGUUUGUCGUUAUCUUGCCAGUCUUCGGCCAUUUUCUCAAAGUUUUGAUGUUUAUUUGUCUCAGAUAUGUAAAUUAUUGAGUGAAUCAUCGGUUGCCGUGCGCACUAAAGCGUUAAGAUGUUUAUCAGCAGUGGUGGAGGCCGACCCAAAUGUUUUAGCUCGCGUAGAUAUUGAGCGGGCUGUACAUUCUCGUCUUCUUGAUACAUCGACUUCAGUCCGUGAAGCUGCUGUAGAUCUACUUGGUCGAUUUUUAAGUUGCAGACCAGAGUUGACUGCACAGUAUUAUCCAAUGUUGGCCGAAAGGAUACGAGAUAAGGGAGUAAGUGUCCGCAAACGCGUCAUUCGAAUCCUUCGUGACAUUUGUCUUGAGCAACCUGAUUUUCCAAGAGUUGCUGAAAUUUGUGUAAAAAUGAUUAGACGUGUUAACGAUGAAGAAGGAAUAAAGAAACUUGUUCAUGAAGUCUUUCAAGCAAUGUGGUUUACUCCUGUACGUGAAAGAGAAACAGUAAAGCUACUUCGAAAGGUCAUGAAUAUCACAGAUGUCGUUGGCGCUUGCAAAGACACAGGUUAUGAAUGGUUUGAACAAUUUUUACGAACUCUUUUAAAGAAAGAAGAAACUGAAAAAGUCAAACCAGUUGAAAAAGCAUGCAAACAAAUAGCUGAUUGUUUGGUUCAGAAUAUUAUGCGACUAGAAGAAAUUUCAAGUCAAAGCAAUCAGAGAUUAGUAGCGUGCUUGGCAACACUUCAUUUAUUAACAAAAAUCAGACCGGAAUUAAUGGUUCAGUAUACAAUGGUACUACAACCCUAUUUGUCCAUUCGUUGUAAUGAAGCAUCAGAUGCUCAUGUGUUACAUUAUGUUGCUAGAAUUCUAGAAGCCACAUUGCCUUUGAUGGAACAUCCUAGUGAGACACUAGUUGCACAACUUGAAGAGGAUAUGGUUCGUUUAACACUGCGACAUGGAAAAAUGGUACUUGAGUCAUGUGUUGCGUGUUUAGGUGCAGUUGUCAAUCGUGUUUCGAAAAACUAUUCUCUAGCUAGAGAUUGUUUCACUCGGUUUUUCAAUGCUCUUCAGAAAUUUCGUAGUGAACUGUCCAAUGAUUCUGAACGCAAAAUAUCCCCAACUAUUCGCCCUUCUAUUCUUCGAGCUCUAUUUACUGUAGGUUUACUUUGCAAACACUUUGAUGCGGAUGUAUUUCGAUCAAGCAAAAACGCGAAUAUUCGUGAUCAGGUAUUUGAAACACUUAUGUUUUUCACAGAACAAGUUAAAUCAGACAUCGAAAUGCGUAAGAAAGCUUUAUCAGGACUAGGUUUUUUGUGUACUCGUCAUCACGAACUACUUUGCGGUCCUCGUCUUUGUAAAUUUUACCAUGAUCUUUUACAAGCUCCUUGUGAUGAAGCAAAACCUAAACCAUCUGACCAUCACUUAGAAUUAAAGUGUAUUGUGCUGGAAAAUUUGUUAAACUUUUUUCUUGAGGAAGAAAAACGCAUGCUAGAAGCGGAUGCAAAAUGGAAGGCUAGUCAACAUCAAGAAUCAUUAAAAGAAAUGGGCGAUAUUGCUUCAGGUAUGGGUAGUUCAGUUGCGCAAAUGUAUCUCAAAGAUAUACUGGAAUCAUUUUUUUCGCCAUUUUUUACGGUGAGACUAACUGCCCUCUCUGUCAUAACUACAAUUCUUCGUCAAGGUCUUGUUCAUCCAGUCCAAACUGUACCCUACUUGAUAGCCAUGCAGUCCGAUAUUGAUCCAAAUAUUCGUAUCAAAGCUGAUGCUCAACUCCAGGAAAUAGACACCAAAUUUCCAGGUUUUCUAACAAUGCGAGCUGCACAAGGUGUCAACUUAUCAUAUCGCCUUCAGCUUGUUUUAUAUAAUGAGUUACGUGAAAAGCUGAAAGGUACUUCUGAGGGACCUUCUCUUCAGCAAAUAGGUUCACCUGAAUCUUCAAAUUUCCACAAGUCCACUCAUUCUAUUAAUCCUACACGUCGAACUACCCGUAAUAGAUCUGAGGUUGAUUGUUUGGGCUCAGAUGAGAAUCCUAAGUGUUCACCAUCUACAAAUGUUUCCGAAUCUCAGUCACUUCUCAAUAUUCCAGAAGAUUCUUUUGGUGCUAUUCGCGGUACUAGAGAUCCUUUCAGUGAAGUCCCUUCUGCUAUGAAUUCGCAUCUAUAUUCGAUGCUUAGAAACAAUAAGAGUCAACGCCGUUCUCUACUUAAUGGCUUAAUAUCAUUAUUCGAUGACUCACAGAAGAUUCCUCUGAGUCAGUUAGUAUAUGUUGCUGAUAAUCUGGCUCAUUUUCCUUAUCAAUCGCAAGAGGAACCUCUGUUUGUUGUGCAUCACAUAGACUUGAUGGUUAGUAUGGCUGGUUCGGGAGUUUUGAAAAAUGUUCGUGAGGCACUUUUCCCAGAACUAAAAGCAGCUCUAGAGGCUGUUGUUGCUGCUCAACUUGAGACAGAUGCGAAAAACCGUGCACAAAUGGAGCUGCAAUUGAGUGCUGAACUUCAGGCUCAACAAGUUGCCUCAGCUGAUGCCAUUAGUAGAGGUGAUCAUGAAACAGCUGGAUUACUUGCCGAUCAAAUUCAACACACUAUUCAAAGAAUAAACAGUUUAAAUUCCUCUGAACCUUCUAUUAUGUCCAGUAACGCAACUCUGUCUGAAUUCCCUUCUGGGGCUCUCAUUGGAACAGAGGGUGUUUCUCGAGUUGAUAUGGGUCCUUUCGAAAUAGAAGAGGAGGAGGAUCCGAUUGCGUUAUUUGAUAGAUUGUCUAAGACUCGCCAAACAUCUUUACCAAUAGUCCGCGACGCAAUCCGUACCAGUCGCGCUUGUGUUUUAUUGCUGACACUCAAACAAUUUCUAAAAGAAUCUUAUUCCAUCACUGACGGUAAAAUCCAACGUUACUCUCCUUCUGAUUCAGCCAAAUUAUGGGAGAAGCCGUUAACACGACGUGUCGGUGUUCAUUUUCAUCCAAUACCUUGUUUAAAAGCUGCCGGAAUGGAGAUAAAUAAAUCUGAUUCUCAUAUUCUAUGCAAUUCGCAAUCAUCAGUUAGGACAGAUAGUUGUGUGGAGUUAUCCAAUCCUAAUGUCAAGCAAGCAGAUAGUGAAGAAGAAACGAUAAGUGAAAUGCAAUCUCUCAUCCGAGAUUACUUAGACUUCCGGAAGUUGAUUCUUACGAUUGAUCCUCCAGGAGAAGAAGAACUAGGACCUGAUGACUUGAAUACAUCAGUGCAGUCCGGUGGGCCUACUGUUGAUGAUCGAUUAAAUACAGUUUCAGAUAGUACACAGUUGAGUAAAGGCCGAUCUGUAAGAACGUUAGUACCACAAUUGCACAAUAAAUCUUCGGAAGAUGACAAUGAUUCGGAAGAUUCAAAUGCAGGUGGUGCUUCUCGACUUAUGUUGGCACAAUCAGCUCCUACAAAAAAACGAAAACCAGCUCUCAAUCUACGUGGCAAUUCGAAAAAUCCGUUAGGUCGAAAUGCCAAGAAUAAGCGCAAACGUCGAAAACGAUGCAUAAUGGCGGCCAGUUCUAGUGGUGAAGAAAGUGAUUCAGCAGACGAAUCUGAACCAUCUGAUCCAGAUUACUGA